AUGCCUGGCUCUUUGACAACAGACCCAAAAGGUGGAAUCAGCUCUCAAGCCAGUGAUGUUGAGAAGCAACUCGCCCACGAGGUGCCUGUUGUGCAAGUGGUAGCCCCAAAAACAUUGGGGGCUGGAACAGCGCUUCCUAUUGGAGUUUUUGCAACGACUUUGACCACAUUAUCUCUCAGUCUAAUGGAAUGGCGAGGAGUCACUACAAACAACGUCUUUGUCGCCAACUUUUUCUUUGCAGCGGCUUUUGGUCUUGUGAUUACUGCGCAGUGGGAGCUCUCAAUAGGAAACGGCUUUUCCUACACAGUCUUUAGUGCUUUUGGUCUGUUCUAUGCUGGCUAUGGUGCAAUUUUGACCCCAGCUUUUGGGAUUGUGGCAGCAUACGGAGACAAUGUGACAGAACUUAACAAUGCUCUGGGUUUUUUCAUGAUUAUAUGGACGGUCUUCUGUCUGGUGUUCCUUAUAGCUUCGUUGCCGACACAUCUGGUAAAUAUCAUAAUCUUCUUUACGGUCGAGCUAGGAUUUCUGUUAAUUUCAGCAUCCUAUUUUGCCGUGGCAGACGGAAAUCAUGCCGCGUCGAUUGCUCUCAAGAAGGGUGGUGGUGCUUUCUGCUUUUUGGCUGGAUUAACAGGGUGGUACUUGACAUUUGCUUUGCUGCUGAAGGACUCUAUCAUCGAGCUACCACUUUACGACACUUCAAGGUUUUUUGCGAAACUUAGGAAGAUGGAAUAG
Messenger RNA from Exserohilum turcica Et28A, 732 nucleotides. RefSeq lists its product as uncharacterized. Gene Ontology annotation, molecular function: acetate transmembrane transporter activity. NCBI's taxonomy places the organism in Eukaryota, Fungi, Ascomycota, Dothideomycetes, Pleosporales, Pleosporaceae. Gene Ontology annotation, cellular component: plasma membrane. The transcript has 6 exons. Bases 1 to 732 code for a protein of 243 amino acids. The record is from RefSeq and is a predicted model, not a curated record.